Molecule: messenger RNA, 1507 nt
Organism: Strongylocentrotus purpuratus (purple sea urchin)
Lineage: Eukaryota; Metazoa; Echinodermata; Echinoidea; Camarodonta; Strongylocentrotidae
Gene: dnajc17
Product: dnaJ homolog subfamily C member 17
Exons: 10
Coding region: 107-1075 (322 amino acids)
Biological process (GO): spliceosomal complex disassembly
Cellular component (GO): spliceosomal complex
Molecular function (GO): RNA binding
Source: RefSeq, a predicted model, not a curated record
CCUCCCAGGGAUUGGAGGGUCGCGACUUGAUCGAGCUCACGAUUUCCCAACGUUUUUCACAGCCACGCCACCAUACUACGGGAGGGAAAAACAAAAUUAAGGCAAGAUGAACGUUUCUGAACUCAAUUUGUAUGAUAUUCUUGGGAUUCUGCAAGAUGCUGAUCAAGAUAACAUUAAGAAAGCCUACAGGAAGAAGGCAUUGAAAUGUCAUCCAGAUAAAAACCCAGACAAUCCUAGUGCAGCUGCUGAAUGGGAACAGCUUGCCAAGGCAUUGGAAGUACUGUGUGAUGACGAUGCUAGAGCUGCAUAUGAUAAGAUUCUGAAGGCCAAGAAGGCAGCAGAAUUGAGGAACAAAGCCCUUGAGGGUAAAAGAAGAAAAAUUAAAGAAGAACUUGAAUCUAGAGAAGCAUCAUACAAAAAAGAACAAGAAACUUCAACAAAGGAUAUAAUAUCACUGGAGGAAAAGAUCAAUCGAUUGAGAGAAGAGGGAUCACGGACGUUGAAGAGAGAACAAGAGCUUCUGAAGAAUGAACUCCAUUCUAGUGUUCCUGCAGAUGAAGAUGUAUCCCCUAAAUUGAAGAUCAAAUGGAAAGCCCAGAAAGGAGAUCAUUCAAAUGGAGGAUACAAUUAUCUUGGCUUAAAACAGAUUUUCGGGAAGUAUGGACAGGUUAAGAAUCUGAUAUUGUCAAGCAAACGAAAUGGAAGUGCUAUCAUUGAGUUCUCAUCUGUUGCUGCAGCUAACAUGGCUGUAUCCAAUGAAUUCGGUCUACCUCACAACCCAUUGCAGCUGACUUGGCUCUCUGGAAAGCCAGAGAAAAAGAUUCAGGAAGAAUUGAAAAUGGCAAAUGCUGAUACCCAUGUUGAGGAGCAAUUUGAGGAGGAUGUCCUUCAACUACUUCUACAAGCAGAAGCCAUGAAACAAAGACAACAGCAACCAACUACUCAACAACCGACUACUCAACAAUCCAAUGAAAAAACAGAGCAAAUAAGUGAACAUUCAGAGGUGAAGGAAGAGAAUUCUCCUGAACAAUGUCCACAAUCACACUUAGAUGUGAAAGAUGGAGAGGAUGGAUGAAUGCUUUACAUCAGAUAAAAAGACAGUUAAAUAGAGCUUUGAUUGCCUAUGUAGGAAAGAUAGCUCUUGAGAUGAUGUGUAUGGCAGUGUUUGAUUUACAUGUCAAAGAGAGAACAAGUCAGCUGUGCUUCCUAAAUGUGGUCAUUAUGUGAAAGAUAUUUUGGCUUAUAUUUGGUCAUGGUGCAUUUACAUUAUGUGAGAUGAUCCCUCCAAUAGAACAUUUUCAGAUAACAGUAUUGAAGGGGAAGCCCAUCCUCAUAUUAAUCAGUCAAUUGUACUAAAAGCAGAAAAAACAGCGGUGUAGUUAGAGAAAUGUCUUAUUACUGUGAUACAUACCAAACUAGAUGGAACUUCGACUGCGCGCAGUUGAAAGUGAUGCCUCCGUCAUAGAGCAAUUUUACAAACCAAAACAGAAGAAAUAUUUCAAAUUCA